GUUGGGAAAAAUAAUUUGUUCGGAUUUUCAACAGUUUUCGUACCGCUGAAGCAUUGAACCCACAAAGCAAAGCACCAUAGAUUCUCUAUUGAAUCAAGCACUCCAACGCUUUCGAUCAACUAAUUUUUUUAUCGCCCCCAACAUCACAUCGAUUUUAAUCAGUUGGAAGCAAUCGAAUCAAUUUCGGUGAAUCAGCAGCGCAUGGAUGAUCAGGUGGUGCGGCGUGUAUUCCAAGAAGGUGGUCGUGAUUUCUAUCAACAGCAGCCUUCCACUUCUUCUUCAUCAUCAUCCAUUCUCCAGUCCCUCCCUCUACACGUGUCAUUUGAUCAUGGGUACUACUUGUUGGUGAGAUCUAUUCAAGAACUGAGGUCAAAGAAAGAUGGAUUAGUGACUGUGGGAAUUGGUGGUCCAAUUGGAUCAGGAAAAUCAAGUUUGGCUGAAAAGGUAGCAUCUGUAAUUGGUUGCACUGUUAUCUCUAUGGAGAACUAUCGCACAGGGGUUGAUGAUGGCAAUGAUUUAGAUUCUAUUGAUUUUGAACUCCUUGUCCGGAAUCUCGAGGACUUGGUAAAUGGCCGUGAUACAUUGAUCCCAAUAUUUGAUUUUCAAGGAAGAAGACAAGUUGGAUCAAAUACCAUAAAAAGUAUUUCAUCUGGUGUGAUUAUAGUAGAUGGCACUUAUGCCCUUCAUGCAAGACUACGCUCUUUGCUAGAUAUACGUGUUGCUGUGGUUGGUGGUGUUCAUUUUAGUUUGCUUUCCAAAGUUCAAUAUGAUAUUGGUGAGUCUUGUUCGCUGGAUUACCUCAUCGACAGCAUUUUUCCUCUCUUCACUAAGCAUAUUGAGCCAGACCUCCAUCAUGCACAGAUCAGAAUUAACAACAGUUUUGUUUCGUCAUUUAGAGAGCCAAUUUACAAGCUUAAAUGUAAAAGUGAGCUUGGAAACCGGAAUUCAUUGUUGCAACAGUCUCGAUAUGAUGCCCUCAUUUUUCAAGGAAAGGAAGCACAAGUUGACAAUUGUAUCGAGAUGUACUUGAGACCACCUCGUGCAAGUGAAGAAGCAAGAAUAAAUGAUUGGAUCAAGGUACGGCAGUCUGGUAUUAAGUAUUAUCUGUCCCUGGGUGAUCAGAGGAUUGUUGAUAAGAAUUACAUCAUCCGGCCAAGAGCUGAAUUUGAGGUUGGGCGGAUGACACUGGGAGGUUUGCUGGCUUUGGGAUAUACAGUGGUAGUGAGUUAUAAAAGGGCAUCAACUUCGGCUGUUGAUGGUAAUCUUUCAGUUUCAAUGGAAACAAUUGACACUUUAGGAGAGACCUAUAUGGUUCUCAGGGGCACAAGUAGAAAGAUAGUUGGGAUGGAAUCAUCAAGGAUAGGUAUAACUGGACCUUGGAUCACUAAAUCAUAUCUCGAGAUGAUACUAGAGAGACAAGCGGUUCCACGGCUUAAUACACCUCCACCUUUGUCUACAACUUCUGCCACCACUCAAGAGCAAAAGAUUGCAGCUCCUAAGCCACUUCGCAUUUCUCCUAAUCUAGUCAACCACAUCGAAGAUUUACCUCAGCCGUGGACUCGUUCACCUACCAAGUCUAAAAUGGAACCUGUUUUAGCGACAUGGCAUUUUAUCACACCAGAUCCUCUCCUAUCUGAUGGAUCUUCUGCCACUGGUCCUCAUUCUUCGGCGGAUGCCCAGCUACUUGCCCCAAUGCCCGACUCAUAUGAUUUAGAUAGAGGACUGCUUCUAGCUGUACAAGCAAUACAAGCGUUGUUGGAGAAUAAGGGACCUCCAGUGAUAGUAGGAAUUGGCGGUCCCAGUGGAUCAGGAAAAACGAGUUUGGCUCGUAAGAUGGCAAACAUAGUUGGUUGUGAAGUCAUCUCACUUGAGAGCUACUAUAAAUCUGAACAAAUGAAGGAUUUUAAGUACGAUGACUUCAGCUCUCUUGAUCUGGCUUUACUGUCAAAAAACAUUGACGAUGUAAAGCAUAGCAGAAGAACAAAGGUGCCUGUAUUUGAUUUGGAGACUGGUUCUCGAAGUGGUCUCAAAGAGCUCGAAGUAUCUGAAGAUUGUGCUGUGAUAAUUUUUGAAGGUGUCUACGCUUUGCAUCCUGAUAUCAGAAAGCAUCUUGACUUAUGGAUUGCUGUUGUCGGAGGGGUGCAUUCGCAUCUGAUUUCUCGGGUUCAGCGAGACAAAAAACGAGUCGGAUGCUUCGUGUCCCAAGAUGAAAUUAUGAUGACUGUGUUUCCAAUGUUCCAGCAGCAUAUCGAACCACAUCUUGUUGAAGCUCAUCUGAAGAUCAGAAAUGACUUUGACCCAGUGCUAUCACCUGAGAGCUCAUUGUUUGUGUUGAAAAGUAACAAGCAAGUUGCUUAUCAAGAUAUUCUAAAAAUUCUGGAUGCAACUAAGAUAUGCAGUUCAGUUCAGAACUUCAUUGACAUUUAUCUACGGCUGUCUGGAAUACCUGCCAAUGGUCAGUUGACAGAGAGUGAUUGUAUAAGAGUCCGGAUAUGUGAGGGUAGAUUCGCCCUGCUUAUUCGAGAGCCUAUUACAGAAGGUGACUUUAUUAUUCAGCCAAAAGUGGAUUUUGAUAUCAGCAUAAAUACAGUAGCGGGUCUUCUUAAUCUUGGGUAUCAAGCUGUGGCAUAUAUUGAGGCUUCUGCCUAUAUUUACCAAGACGGAAAGAUUCUUAUUGAAAUGGAUCAUCUCCAAGAUGUUCCAAAUCCUUAUCUUCAAAUCAAGGCGGUAAACAAAGAAACAGUAGUAGCUGCUGGUUCAACUCUUAAGUUGGAUGGUUCAUAUACCACAAAGAGUUAUCUAGAGAUAAUUCUGGAAAGUUUACCUGCUGUGGAAAGGAGUUCUAGGGGAAUUCAUUCUCAGCAAGCUGCAAGAUUGCAAGAACUUGUUGAAUAUAUAUUGUCUCAGGGUAGCCGUUCUUCCUCAGAAUCGUCACAAAGUAGGGGUGCUUCUCCACUAGAAGGCGUUAUUGAAGACAUGCAGUCGAGAAUUAAACGUCUUGAAAGAUUGCAUGCAAUUAACACUGUGCUUUGGACGUUUCUAAUGUCUGCGUUUCUCGGGUAUUCGCUCUACCAAAGGAAGCGACAAUGAUAGCGCAGAAGAACACAUAUUCCAGCCAUGCUAGGUUCACUUAUAAGGGCCAUUCACAGUUCCGAAUUUCCCCUCCACAGCUGAAAAGCUUUCGCAGUAAUAAACUAAUAAUUGAUACUUCUAACCCUCAAAAAUGAAGGGCAUGAAUUUUAUUAUUGCUAUACAUAUUUUUCCCUCUAUAGGAAAUGAAUUGGACAAAGCCUACAGUAAACAGUUGGGGAAGGUUCUGUAAACAAACACGAUAAUAUUUCACCCCUCUAACAGUGAAGAGACCAUUCAUUUGUGAAUAAUCUGAUUUUCUUGGCA
Messenger RNA from Salvia hispanica, 3396 nucleotides. RefSeq names its product P-loop containing nucleoside triphosphate hydrolases superfamily protein. The record is from RefSeq and is a predicted model, not a curated record. Gene Ontology annotation, molecular function: ATP binding; kinase activity; ATP hydrolysis activity. NCBI's taxonomy places the organism in Eukaryota, Viridiplantae, Streptophyta, Magnoliopsida, Lamiales, Lamiaceae.